Messenger RNA from Cololabis saira (Pacific saury), 914 nucleotides. RefSeq names its product lysozyme g-like. The transcript has 7 exons. The coding region runs from base 297 to 836 and encodes 179 amino acids. Lineage: Eukaryota; Metazoa; Chordata; Actinopteri; Beloniformes; Belonidae. Gene Ontology annotation, biological process: peptidoglycan catabolic process. The record is from RefSeq and is a predicted model, not a curated record. Gene Ontology annotation, molecular function: lysozyme activity.
GUUAAAAACAACGGGGGUGGGUUUGCAGUAUCAGGACGAGGCUGUCAAGAGCGUCUCUGCUUCAACUUCACGGGAAGAUCUGAGGAAACGCCAGAGAAAAGAGGAAAAACUAUCUGAGGAGAGUUUCUGAGGAGUCUCUAGGACAAGAACAUUUUUUUCAAGUCUAUUGUCACCUCUUUUUGGUUCCACCACCAGUUCUACCGCCAAGGAGUCUAAACCUGUUUAUGGACAGAGCAGGAAGCAGAGAGCUUCUCCACUUCAGCUGACAAGAAGCAUCACCAGAGGAAACCAGAACAAUGAGUUACAGAGACAUCGGGUGGGUUAGACGCUAUGAAGGAGGUGCGUCACACCAAAUGGCCCAGUAUGAUUCUGGUAGUAUGGAGCAAUACAAACCAAUGAUCCAACGCGUGGGAAACAGUAAUGGAGUCGAUCCAGCUCUUAUCGCUGGCAUCAUCUCCAGAGAGUCCAGUGCCGGAGUAACUCUGCAGAAUGGCUGGGGGGACCAUGGAAAAGCCUGGGGGCUGAUGCAGGUUGACGUGCAUCCACAAGGAGGUAACCACACCAGACGGGGGGACUGGAACAGUGAGGAGCAUCUCAACCAAGCCACAGGAAUCCUUGUUGAUUCCAUGAAAUCCAUCCAGCAGAAAUUCCCCACUUGGGACAGGGAGCUGCAGCUGAGAGGAGGGUUAGUGGCCUACAACAAGGGGCCUGAUAAGGUCACAUCAGAGAUCAAAGAUGACGUGGAUGCCCCAUCAACACAUGGAAACUACUCCAAAGAUGUUGUUGCCAGGGCUCAGUGGUACAAAAGAAAUGUAUAUAAAGGGAUAAAAAAGUAAAGAUGGGAAUGAAAAAGAAACCAUUUGUGUACCGUAAAGUUGGUGAUGAAUAAAUUACAUUCCAAGCAAGCUUAGAAA